UCCCUCCCUCCCUCCCUCCCUCCCUCCCUCCCAUUCCCAACCACCCACCCACACACACACAAAACCCAGAUCUCCAUCCACCUCUCAGCUGCUCCCCGUUCCGAGUGUUUGGAUGGUCGGACAAAAAGCCAUCCAACCAGAAGAAACCAAGGGAAUGCGACUGGGAAAGUACGAGCUCGGCAGGACCCUCGGUGAAGGCAAUUUCGGCAAGGUUAAAUUCGCCAAGGACUUGAAUUCCGGUGACUCCUUCGCCGUUAAAAUCCUCGAGAAGAACAGAAUCAUUGAUCUCAAGAUCACUGAUCAGAUAAAAAGAGAGAUCGCCACUUUGAAGCUUCUUAAACAUCCUAACGUAGUUAGAUUACACGAGGUCUUGGCAAGCAAAAAUAAGAUUUAUAUGGUCCUAGAAUAUGUAACCGGAGGGGAACUGUUUGACAGAAUUGCCUCCAAGGGAAAGCUUACGGAAGCCCAAGGGAGGAAACUUUUUCAGCAGUUGAUUGAUGGUGUGAGUUACUGUCAUAGCAAAGGUGUUUUCCACAGGGAUCUCAAGCUAGAGAAUAUUCUUCUAGACGCAAAGGGAAAUAUUAAGAUAUCAGAUUUUGGCCUUAGUGCUCUGCCUCAGCAUUUUAGAGAUGAUGGCUUACUGCACACAACUUGUGGAAGUCCCAACUAUGUGGCACCUGAGGUCCUUGCUAAUAGAGGUUACGAUGGCGCCACAUCAGAUGUAUGGUCAUGUGGUGUCAUCUUAUAUGUGAUUCUCACUGGAUACCUACCUUUUGAUGACAGGAACCUUGCUGUUCUCUAUCAGAAGAUCUUCAAAGGGGAUGCUCAAAUGCCCAAAUGGUUAUCACCUGGUGCCCAGAACAUGAUAAGGAGAAUUCUUGAUCCAAAUCCUCUUUCCAGGAUAACAAUAGCUGAUAUCAAAGCUGAUGAAUGGUUCAAGAAAGAUUAUGCUCCUGCAAAUCCUAAUGAUGACGAAGAAGAUAUUCACAUUGAUGAUGAAGCCUUCAGGAUACGUGAACUUCCAACUGAAGAAGUGAGGACCCCUGAAUCACCUACUCUCAUCAAUGCUUUUCAGUUGAUUGGAAUGUCCUCAUGCCUUGACCUUUCUGGUUUCUUUGAGCAAGAGGAUGUCUCAGAGAGGAAGAUCCGAUUCACAUCAAAUCACUCUGCAAAAGAAUUGCUUGAGAAGAUUGAGAAUAUUGUUACAGAGAUGGGAUUUCAAGUGCAGAAGAAAAAUGGAAGGUUAAAAGCAACACAAGAACAAGGAGGGAAGAAAAGUUUUGGUAGUUUAUCGGUUGCAGCAGAGGUGUUUGAGAUAAGUUCAUCACUGUAUGUAGUUGAAUUAAGAAAAUCAUAUGGUGAUUCUUCGGUUUAUAGACAGUUGUGUAAAAAACUAUCGAAUGAUUUAGGUGUUCCUGCAAGCCAAGGGCUCUUGUCAACAGAGGUGUCACCCACCCUGAGUGCUUAAUUUAAACAGCAUAUUGUAAUUAUUCAUAGACGCAGACAAGUUGUAGUCUCUGUAAAAUAGAAACAUCUUUUUGAGGUGCCAUAGUGCUAUUAUGUAUUCAGAUGAUUAUAUAUUUAGUGGAAUAUAAGGUUUCCAGUUACGAAAA
Molecule: messenger RNA, 1613 nt
Organism: Carica papaya (papaya)
Lineage: Eukaryota; Viridiplantae; Streptophyta; Magnoliopsida; Brassicales; Caricaceae
Gene: CIPK17
Product: CBL-interacting protein kinase 17
Biological process (GO): protein phosphorylation; signal transduction
Molecular function (GO): protein serine/threonine kinase activity; ATP binding
Source: RefSeq, a predicted model, not a curated record